Messenger RNA from Penaeus monodon (black tiger shrimp), 2345 nucleotides. RefSeq names its product serine hydroxymethyltransferase, mitochondrial-like. Gene Ontology annotation, cellular component: mitochondrial inner membrane; nucleus; mitochondrial matrix. Gene Ontology annotation, molecular function: serine binding; cobalt ion binding; glycine hydroxymethyltransferase activity. Bases 110 to 1597 code for a protein of 495 amino acids. The record is from RefSeq and is a predicted model, not a curated record. NCBI's taxonomy places the organism in Eukaryota, Metazoa, Arthropoda, Malacostraca, Decapoda, Penaeidae. Gene Ontology annotation, biological process: L-serine catabolic process; protein homotetramerization; folic acid metabolic process. The transcript is spliced from 10 exons.
AUACGAUAUCCUCGCAGCUGCUGUUAUCGUCUGCAAAUUUACGCAAGUGUCAGUGUCUCUCAAACCGUCGGUGGUGGAGCACGUUCAUUCUUGUUGAAGAUCUUUGACCAUGUUGCCCUCGAGGAUUCUUCGACAGCUGUUGAGUAAUGGCAGUGGUCUCAAAAGUGCCCGAUCCACUGCCAUAGGGUUCCGCUGGUCUUCGUCCCUCACAGGCAAUGAGACGCUAGCAGAGGAUGACCCCGAGGUGUGGCAGCUUGUGCAGCAGGAGAAAUACCGGCAGAAGAGAGGGUUGGAACUCAUUGCCUCAGAAAACUUCUGCACGCGAGCUGGGCUUGAAGCAUUAGGGUCGUGCUUGAACAACAAGUACUCUGAGGGCUAUCCAGGCCAGAGGUAUUAUGGUGGCACAGAUAUCAUCGACAAGGUUGAGGUUCUGUGCCAGAACCGAGCUCUGCAGGCUUUCCGACUAAAUUCAGAAGAGUGGGGUGUAAAUGUGCAGCCAUACUCUGGGUCACCAGCAAACUUUGCAGUCUAUACUGGGCUCCUAAAUCCCCAUGACCGCAUUAUGGGCUUGGAUCUCCCAGAUGGUGGACAUUUAACACACGGCUUCAUGACGGAUACAAAGAGAAUUUCGGCAACAUCCAUCUACUUUGAGUCAAUGCCAUAUAGGCUCGACCCCAGCACAGGACGCAUUGAUUACGACAAACUCCAUGAGUCUGCUCGGCUUUUCCGCCCAAGAAUGAUUAUUGCAGGUGCUAGUGCAUAUGCGAGGCUGAUUGAUUACAAGAGGAUGAGAGAGAUUUGUGAUGAAGUGAAGGCAGUCCUGCUGGCAGACAUGGCCCACAUCUCUGGGCUGGUUGCCGCCAAUAUCAUCCCCUCACCCUUUGACUACUGCCAUGCAGUCACCACUACCACCCACAAGACACUACGAGGACCCAGGGCUGGACUGGCCUUCUACCGUCGUGGUGUAAAGUCGAUCAGUAAGAAGACAGGAAAGCCAAUUAUGUAUGACCUUGAGCAGCGCAUCAACUCUGCACUCUUCCCCGGCCUUCAAGGGGGUCCCCACAACCAUGCUAUUGCUGGGGUUGCUGUUGCACUGAGGCAGGCUAGUACACCAGAAUUCCGGGCAUACCAGGAACAAGUAGUGAGCAACUGCCACACGAUGGCAGAAGCACUGAUGAAGCGAGGGUACAAUCUGGUUUCAGGUGGAACAGACAACCACCUGGUUCUGGUAGAUCUACGUCCAAAAGGUCUUGAUGGAGCUACAGUUGAGACCAUCUGCAACAUGUGCAAUAUCACUGUCAACAAGAACUCUGUUCCUGGAGACAAAAGUGCUUUGUCCCCAGGUGGCUUGAGAUUGGGGACACCAGCUCUUACUUCUCGCAACUUCAAGAAUGAGGAAUUUGAGAUUGUGGUAGACUUCCUGGAUCGCGCUUGUAACAUUGCUUAUGAAGUUAUCCAGAAAGCUGGAAAGAAAUUGCCCGCUUUCAAGGCCACACUGGAGAGCGAGCCAGAGUUCCAGGAGAAGGUGAAGGCACUGCAGGCUGAAGUUAAUGAAUUUGCACUGAAGUAUCCUAUGCCAGGAUUUGAUGACCAUUAAGUUGUUUUAUCAGAAGGUGACUGCCUUGGUCGUUUAUUUUAUUUGUAAGAUUUUCUAUAAGGUUGUGUUACUUUUUUCUGAGCUGUGCUGAACAUGUCUGAUAAAAGGCAUUUUUCAUGUAAUUAUUGUUUAGAUUUUUCUUUUUCAUGUUAAGUACUUGGUGAUGUUUUCUUGUUAUUUUGUAAAACUGUUAAUUGUGUGUGAUUUUUGUACACCCACAAAAUUGUAGAAAAGGACAUAUGUAAAAGUUUUCAUUUUGCAUAUGAUGUAGUGUGGAUGCAUUUGAAUUCUUCCCUAAAUUUUAGGGAAUAUUCAGAUAUUGGUGGUGUGGAAGUCAAAGGAACUGCCACUCAGUUGAAACUAGUCUCACUGAUAUGCUCUGUAAAACAGCUGAUUAUAUCAUGUGCCAUACUUGUCAAGCAGGCAACUCUGAGUAGAAAAAGUGUGCAAUUGUAUUUUAUGGAAAUAUUUUAGAUUAGUGAAAGGUUAUUUUGUAUGACGGACAGAUCAUGGAUUUAUUUUUUUUUAUUUCUAUUAAAUUCUGAGAGAUGAAUUGUCUCUUUUAACUGACGUUUUUUGGCAGUGUUUCCAAUGACUGAAUGCUGAAUACUGAGGUGAGUGCUUGGAAAUGUUUUGUAAAUUAAAAAGAAUAAAAGAUUUAUUUUUGACAUGACCAACAAUUCAUAAUCAUUAUUAUUGUAAUCAGGCACUCAAGAUUGCAAUAAACUGUAAAUGAACUGCUUGUAAA